Messenger RNA from Acanthoscelides obtectus, 3522 nucleotides. NCBI's taxonomy places the organism in Eukaryota, Metazoa, Arthropoda, Insecta, Coleoptera, Chrysomelidae. The record is from the annotation of a GenBank genome assembly.
AGUGAUAGCAACUGUGAAAGAGCCUGUAUCUGGUUGGAUAGACAACGUAUACGGCGCGACUGGAGUACUGUUGGGAGUUGCAAUGGGACUGCUCAGGGUACUGCGAUGUGGCAAAGACAACAAGGCGGACAUGGUACCCGCUGACUAUGUAGUGAACAGUUGCUUGGCGGUUGCGUGGGACGUGGCGUCUAUGAAAACAUUAAAUAACAACAAGGAGACACAAGACCAAGAAAGUAGGGAGGAGAAAUUUGACAAGGAGAUACCUGUAUAUAAUUUUGUAUGCACCCCAGAGCAACCCAUCACGUGGGAUGAAUUCCAGCAUUUGAGUACCAAACAUGCCCCGCAGAUACCGACAGACAAAAUCGUGUGGCGUCACAUGCUUUUCAUGGUUAAGAACAAAUAUCUGUACAAUGUGUUAGUGUUCCUGUUGCAUACCAUACCUGCAUACUUAAUCGAUUUCAUCAUUAUUUGUUUGGGAAAGAAACCACUGCUGGUGAAGGGGUACCAGAAAAUCAACAAAUUCUCCGACGUCAUCGCGUAUUUCUCAUCGAACGAAUGGGAGUUUAAAAACGCCAACACUCAAGCGCUGUGGAACCGCAUGAAGAAAACCGAUCGUCAGUUGUUCGAGUUCAGCAUGAAACUGGUCAACUGGGACAUGUACUUUUACACGUACACCAGGGGAGCAAGAACCUACUUGGUCAAAGAUAAACUCGACGAGGACAGUUUGAGACGCGGCAAAGCGAAGUACUACAAAUUAUUUGUCGCUCAUUACGCUUUGUGCGGUUUGCUCCUGUUUUUAGUCUUCAAGUUUUUCAUGCUUAUUUUCGGGCUUUUAUUGUGAGUCACUUGUCAGAUACGGUGUGUACAUAGUUACUAUUUAAGGAAGGCAGUCCGACGAUCGGAUUUAUUAUGAUUCAUUGUUUUAUUUUUUGUGAGUAUAGUCUGCGAAGGGUUCGGAAAUACGGAAAUAUCGAAACUGGAGAUACUACAGACUAAAAUAUGUAAAUUGACCCAAAAGUUGAUAGUUUGCGAGAGAUCAAAGUUACAAUUUUAUUUUCUAUUUUUUCGUAUUGCUUGAGAAGUAUUUCGGAUUUUGGCAUAAAACUGGGCAUAGGGUGGUUUUACUUAUCAUAACUUUUUUGUGCUACCCUGUAUACAACAACUGAUCAAAACAUCUUAUUUGCGCAUAUUUACACAACAAAAAAGUUUACUUGUUAGAAGUGUCAUAAUGUUGCUUUAAACUUCAUGAAUAAUUUUAAGUUGACAAUCAGUUGUUAAACAUCAUGGAGUAUACGUUUGAUGAAUCUUCUGAUUUAAUGUACGGAUUGGCUUUAGAAGCAAACAUCUCGAAAACUAUUAGCUUUAGACAUUUCUAACAAGUAAACCUUUUUUGUUGUGGAAAUACAAGAAAAUAAGAUUCUUUGGUCAGUUUUUGUAUACAGGGUAGCACAAAAAAGUUAUGAUGAGUUAUCCAUCGAAAUAGUGUUGUAAGUGGCGCCAUCUAGAAGUUUGGCCAUGAAAAAGAACAGAUUCUUAAUUCUCAUGCUAGAAAAGCUACCUAUACCGAGUGUUAAGCCAAAAUCUGAAAUAUUUCUCAAGCAAUAAGGAAAAAUAGAAAAUAAAAUUGUAACUCUGACACCCUGUAUCUCACAAACUAUCAACUUUUGGACUGAGGUAUGUUUAGGUUAAUUUAUAUAUUUUGGUCUGUAGUAUCUCCAGUUUCGAGACUUCCCAACCUUUCGCAGACACCGCGUAUAUCUUAGCUGCAACUUUUUUUAACCUAGAUAUCUCUAGUACAAUUUCAAACAAUGCUUUUCAAAAAGUUACUUAUUCUUUGAUAGAAUCAAGUUAGCGUGUUGAAUACUACACUACUCAAAAAAAAAAUUAACUAAACAAGAAAAGAUUUGACAUUUUUCGGUGAUUUUAGUAUUUCCGCGAAAAAUGGCAUUUUAAAGCUUUAAGAUUCCUAUUUUCAGGUUUUCAUGCAAUUUUUACAGAAUUUUUUGGUUUGAAAUUUUUUUGCUGUUUGGCGCGGAGAUAUCUGACUUGAUACUGAAACAGGAAUAUAUUGUAAAAUGUUUCCAAUUCUUUUUUGUUUAAAUUGAACAUGUUACAGAUAUCCAAUAUUAACAACAAAAGAAGAAAAAUGAUUUUUACAUUUCCAGGUGUUUUACUACAAAAAUUUUGCUCCUUUGACUUCUUAUUCUUAUUAGGGGUAAGUUAUGAAAACCUGAAAACGUUAACCUUCUAAUUAGCAGUUCCAAAAAUGCUGCAGAUUUUCCAAAAUUAACUUUUUUGACCUUUUCAAGAUCAAUACUGAGUAAAAAAAAAAUCUCCAAAGAUUGCAAUCAAAUUUUAUUGGAGAUUUAUUCGAAUUUUCGGAAAUACCCUGCCAUUCUCUGCGCGAUGACAGGUUACCGAGAUAUCAUUGGUGGAUGACAAAACAAACCUUUUUAAUUAAAAAUCGGAUAUCUCGGCGACAAAUGAUCGCAUCGAUAUUUUAAAAACAUAAUAUUAAAGCUGAAUAAACGGACUCUCCGAUCAAGGUCAUCACAGCCUAACAGAAGACAUUUUUUUAAAGCCCGUGGACCAAGAAGAAGUCAAGAAUCUCUCAAAAAAAUUUCUUGUGCCAACCUGAAAACUAGAAUAUUACAGCUUAAAAAAAGUUUUUCUAAAGUUUCGAUACGACCAUUUUUCACGGAAAUACAGCCUGCCAAACAUCAUCGAUUUUUUUUCUUGCUUCCUUAAAUUUUUAUGACUAGUGUAUAUUUUGUUCCUGGACAUUUUUUGAGUUAAUAUACUUUGUACUGAAUAUUUCCAUUUAAAGAAGUUGUGGUAUAUGUUGCAGCUAAGGUUGCACGCCAUAUUAGCCCCGUAUUUUGUUCUGCAACAUGUUGCGUAUUGUCUCCAUAUCAACAAACUGGCACAUUACAUGCAAUAUGUUGCGGCUUAAAUUUGUUGCAAUGGAAACAUGCCUUUAAGCGUUCAUUGUUAUUUAUUAGCAGACAGUGUCUGAUAUAAAGUGCUUUUCAAACUGUGACAAGUAGUCUAUUAUAGGCGGAUGAUCAUCUUAAAAGAAACACUUUUUUAAUGAAAAAAAGAAAACAGCAGAAAUAACAUAUUAAAAGUUUAAAAUGUGUUUGUUUAACAUGUAUUAUAUAAAUAAAGAUACAUCAAAAAAGUUAUACGUAAUUUUGGAAUUUGCAUUUUUUCAGAAUCUGAUACACAUAUUACAAGCAUACGAACUGUGUAAAAACCGUGAAUUAUUUGGUAAAAAAGCAAGUAAUUUUCAUUUGAACAGAUUGUUUUUUGUAUAAUUAUUUAGAACAGCAAGUUGAAUUUUAUUUAAUUUGGUAAGUGUGGCUGUACUGUCUUUUUCUUGCUGACUUGCAACUUUUUUACUCAGUCUAAUGCCUCCGUAGUUAUCACUGGAAGCUCUUUUUCAUCGCUGUUUUCAAGUUCGUCUUUCUGUUCGUUAUCGACGGAUCCUUUAUUAAUCAAAUUGGAGUCUGACAAUUCCUG